GCAGCAUUAGUGCAUACUUACAGAGUUCAAAGUUUUAUUGGUUGGAGCGGUACAGUUGCAUUUCGUAAUAUAUUUUAUACUUUACAAAGAGAAUUAAUUGCGAAUCUGUCCUUCAAUCGUUGCUCUCCUUUAAUCGGUGAUUAUGGUUCAGUUUGAAGAAGUUAACGUUCAUGGCUACGAAGAAUUUCGCAAAGCUGUGUCUGAAAGGGAUGGAAAAGACAUAUUUGUGUACUUCUCCGGCAACAAAGAUGACCAGGGAAAGAGCUGGUGUCCUGAUUGUGUGAAAGCUGAGCCAGUUGUUCGAGGAGAACUGAACCAUCUUCCCGACGGCUCCGUCUUCAUUUACUGUCAAGUUGGUGAGAGAUCCGUCUGGAAGGACCCUAACAACGAGUUUCGGAAGGCUCUGAAGCUAACCGGAGUCCCCACACUGAUGCGUUACGGCACACCCCAGAAGCUGGUGGAAGAGGAGUGUUUCAAAGCAGAUCUGGUCCGGAUGGUGUUCACUGAGGACUAGCCUGAACACACAAGUGAUGCUUAAGCAUGGCACACGUUUUGUCCUCUGCAUCUCAAAAUGUUCUAAUACUUUUGGCUCAUAGCUUUAUCAGUCUUUUAUAUGAAAUUUGACUCUGCUCUUGUUUAACACAGUGUAUGUUGUUGAAUCACAAUUUUUGCCUUUUGUUCAUUUUCCAAACAAUAUGAUUGUCCACCUUCGCAAGAUAUAAUCCUAUAUAUGAAAACUGAAAAUUAGCAGAUCCUUACUUAAACUCAAACUGGACUUAAAUGUGUGCUUAAAACUCAAAUGUACGGUUAAAUUGGGAGAUAAGGGCAUAAAAGAGAGCCCUUAGCUAAUUGUCUCAAAUUACAGUGUAAGAGGAAUUUUCUGUUGAUCUCAUAACUUUACUACCUGUGAUUUCUUUGAUAGUUAUGGAAACAUGUUUUGCAUUAACUGAAAUGAUCAUAAUUGCUUUAUGAUUCUGGUCAAAUAUUACUGGUACAAAUAAGAAUCAUUUAGUAGGAACUGAUGACUAAAGGAUAUACAUAUAUUUGUGUGUGUAACUGUUAAUUCAUAUACUCCUC
Chanos chanos (milkfish) is the source of this 1077-nucleotide messenger RNA. It is a transcript of the gene txndc17, whose product is annotated as thioredoxin domain containing 17. The coding region runs from base 143 to 514 and encodes 123 amino acids. Gene Ontology annotation, cellular component: cytosol. Lineage: Eukaryota; Metazoa; Chordata; Actinopteri; Gonorynchiformes; Chanidae. The record is from RefSeq and is a predicted model, not a curated record. The transcript is spliced from 4 exons. Gene Ontology annotation, molecular function: protein-disulfide reductase [NAD(P)H] activity.